UUAAUAAUAAUAAAUAUAUAGAAUGUAACAUCUCAGAUAUUUGAACAUAACCUCCGCAAUGAUGUCCGAGGUUGAUGUUUUUGUCAGUAAUUAUACUCUCGUCGAUCCUGAAAUUUAUCAACUUUGGGUUGAUGGGCACUCUUCCAGCGAUGCAGUUAUCACCUUACAACAACGUGGUAUUUGUAUACAAACUAAUGCUCCUCUAGAUUUAGUUGCUUCCGAUGUCCUUGAUCAUUAUCGUACAUAUGCUUUGUUGGAAAAGUUACUUCAUACUCCUACAAAACUUGCAACAGAACAACUGGCAUUUCAAAUAGAACCUCAAACUAGUCAAAUGCUCAUUGAAAUGUAUUAUGAAUUUGAUGAUAUUGUUGUUCGAGAACUAUUAGGUAAAAAGUUAACAUCAAAAAGUAGAAAAGAUAUGGAUGAAGUAUCUGAAAAGACUGGAGUUACCUUAAAAAGCUGUCGUAGACAGUAUGAUAAUGUCAAAAGAGUUUUCAAAGUCGUUGAAGAUUUACCUGGCUCUCUGGUUGCUAACAUCAAACAACAUUUUUUACUUUCUGAAGAUCUUGCUAAACGUUAUGCAGCAGUAGUAUUCAUAGCUUGUCUUAGAUUUGAAAUGAAUAAAAGGAAAUUGCAAUUUCUAACAUUUCCCGAUUUGUAUCAUUGUGCUAAUAGUAUGAUGGCAGCAUGGACUUAUCGAUGUGUUGGAUCAGAAUAUUUUGAUACAGAUCUUGACAGAGAAUUCUUGGUAGAACUUGCAGAAUGUAGAGUAUUAUUAGAAAAUGAUAAACAUCAUAAACAUUUAGUGUGUAUCAAACUUAAACCAAUGUUACUUGAACGUUCAUACCAAGAGCUUGAUACAAAUUUCCGUUCUUAUUCAAGAGCUAUCUUAGGAAUAGGCUGUAAUCUACAUAGAUCUAGAGAAUUAAGAUUUUUUUUUUUAGAAUUGGUUGAAAGAUGUAUAGAGCCAUGGAAACAAGUCAGUUGGUCACAUACCGAUCUUAGAAAUUUCUUAUCUGUGUAUAUGCAAUGUGCAUUGGAUAUGGAUGUGUUAAGAGAAAUUGAAAUUAGAGAUGCAUUUGAACGUUAUAUGACAGUUGUAACAUGUUGCUUAUUACGUAUGUAUCACACAUGACCACUAACAACCAACACAGAUAUAACAAACAAAAUAAAUGUGAUAAAUAUUUAAACAUAUAAAAAAUACAAAAGCGAAAGACAAAUUAGUAAUAUGUAUAUAAUAAUUUAUUACUCCUUUGUAAUAAAUAAGCAAAUGCAGCAUGUUAA
Molecule: messenger RNA, 1284 nt
Organism: Vespa mandarinia (Asian giant hornet)
Lineage: Eukaryota; Metazoa; Arthropoda; Insecta; Hymenoptera; Vespidae
Gene: Fibp
Product: acidic fibroblast growth factor intracellular-binding protein
Cellular component (GO): nucleus
Source: RefSeq, a predicted model, not a curated record